AUGUUGGAACAAAAAAUAAAGAUUUUUUUAUUUAAAAAAAUAUCUACCUUAAUCUUUUUAUGUUGGAUAUGUAAUAUUGAUACUUAUACGAGUACUCAUAACAAAUCUUUGGAUAAAUUACACAAUCAUAAUAGAAAAUUAUACGCAAGAAAUUAUCGUUCACUGGAAAAAUAUAAGCAGAAUAAGGAUUCGUGUAUUGUACAUUUAAUGGAACAAAUACCAAAUGCAGUGAAUGAUAAACAAGAUAUAUCUAAUAAUGAAAAAGCUUCCUUAGUUAAAAAGAAUUACUCAAAUGGAAGUUCACCAAGGAGUGCAAGAGGACUUCAAAAAAAUAUGAAAAAUAAAUCUUGUAUAUUUGAAACCAAAAAAUAUUCCCAUUUAGAAAAAAAAAUAUUCAAAGAACUUGAUUAUGUAGAUUUUCUUAGAAGAAACAAGACAUUAAGUGAUCGUAUUUAUAAAAAAAUAAUGCUAAAAAAGUGCAGACUACGAUUUGCAUUACCUUUAUUACUAUUCUUGUUGUUAUCAAUAUCCUUCAUUUUGGAUUACUCUUGUAGUUUGGGGCUUGUACGAGGAUUGUUUCAGGCAAUAGUUUAUUUUCUUCCUGAUAAAGUACCUAACAUUGGGAACUUAGCUAGUAAACAAAUUAAUGCGGCCUUAAAAUCUAUAUCUGACGCUUUGAGGUCGUCACCUCUUCAUGGGUUGUUCGAUAAUGUGGUAGUAUUAGAAUCAGGUGCUAAAGCAAACUAUUGUGUACAAAGUUUUUUUAAUUUUCUAAUUUAUUUCAUACCCUUCUUUAUAUUAGGUGUCAUACUAAUAUUAGCAAUUGCUUAUUAUCACAAAAAAGUUAAAAAAUAUGAAAAAAUUAAGUUCAGAAAAAGAUAA
Plasmodium malariae is the source of this 882-nucleotide messenger RNA. RefSeq names its product fam-l protein. Bases 1 to 882 code for a protein of 293 amino acids. NCBI's taxonomy places the organism in Eukaryota, Apicomplexa, Aconoidasida, Haemosporida, Plasmodiidae. The transcript is spliced from 2 exons. The record is from RefSeq and is a predicted model, not a curated record.